Messenger RNA from Pseudozyma flocculosa PF-1, 1659 nucleotides. RefSeq lists its product as uncharacterized. Bases 1 to 1659 code for a protein of 552 amino acids. The record is from RefSeq and is a predicted model, not a curated record. NCBI's taxonomy places the organism in Eukaryota, Fungi, Basidiomycota, Ustilaginomycetes, Ustilaginales, Ustilaginaceae. Gene Ontology annotation, cellular component: ERMES complex. Gene Ontology annotation, molecular function: lipid binding. The transcript has 2 exons. Gene Ontology annotation, biological process: phospholipid transport; mitochondrion organization.
AUGUCGCUCGACCUGGACUGGACGCUGCUCGACUCGGAGCUCUCGACGCGCCUCCUCUCGACGCUCAACCGCGCCCUCGAGUCGGGCGGCUCCAAGCGCCCCUCGUUCCUCGGCGACAUAGCCAUCACCUCGCUCGAGUUUGGCGCGCACCCGCCCGACGUCUCCAUCCGCCAUGUCGGCGAUGUAUGGACCGACUUUGUCACCCACGACGACGUGCCCGCCAUCGCCGCCGUGCCCGAGCACCCGCUCGGCAACGCGGCGCAAGCUAGGACAAGAAGGACGACGCCCGACACGUUCGAUGCGCCGUCUCGCCCCUCCGUGUCGCCAGAGUCGAUCAUGCACGAUCAGCCAUACGGACCCGGCCCCGAACUUGCGUCGCCCGGCACACUGCCGUUCCGGACGUAUACCCAGUUCAACGACGCGCAGCCCCCGCACCGCGUCCAGGGACCGCCCAGCGUCUUUUCGGGGUCCAUGGCCGCUUCGACGCCCGGAUCCGUCCUCCCCUCUCCCUACCUGCCCCACCACCAUAGUCAGCAGCAGCAAUGGAGUGCCGCGCUCGCAUCGAGGGGCAUCCGAGCCGCCGGUUCCGUCGCAUCCGGGCCCGGGCCGCAGCAGCCCUCGGGUCCCAACUCGCCCGAUGCGCUCCCGGCCUCGAUCCCACCGCAGUCGCCCGGCUACUUUGGGCACUGGCAGAAUGCCGCCGGUGCCGGUGCCGGUGCCGGCGCCACUGCGGCCAGCUCGAGGAAGACCAGCUACGAUGCGGCCACGACGUCGUCGUCGUUCCUCGGCCGCGGCGUAGGCCCGUCGUCGAGCAUAUCCAACGUCCUGCCGCGCCCGCCGACUCGGUCGGAACGCGGCCGCUUCCCCGCCGCCGCGGCUGGCGGCGCGCCGCACCACCACCAAUACCACCCGGCCUCGCACCGUCCCCACCUGCGGUCAGGACAGACGACGACCUCCUCGUUCCGCACCCACUCGGGCGGCGGCGGACCGACAUCACCGCCGCCGUACCUCGGCGGCCCGUCCGCUGCCCACCUGCGCCAGGAUACAGACGCUCAAGAUGGCGCGGCAACGACGACGACGACGACGACGACGAUGCCAUCGAUGCAGCUCCAUUUUUCGCUCAACUGGCCCACGACGACGUUCCGACUGACGAUCCAGACGUCGCUGCUCAUCAACUACCCGAGCCCGGCGUUUAUGUCGUUGCCGUUGCAGCUGAGCGUGACGGGAUUCGUGAUGCGGUGUGGGCUGAUCUUGUCCAUCGAGGGGGAGAAGAGGAGGGUACACGUGUGUCUGCUCGAACCCGAUGAGGAGGAGGAGGAGGAGCAGGGGGACGAGGGUGAUGGUGUGGUGGAUGAGAUGGUGCCGGGGGAUGGUGGAGCGGGGUGGAGGAGACGUACGACCUAUACCGUCCCGCGGCCCGUCAUCCCAGCCGCGGGGGCGGGGGCGGGAGCGGGAGCGGGCAUCAAGACGACGCCACCCUCGGCGGGAACGCGGAUCCUGCCCUCUCUUUCCUUCGAGAGCGAGGUGGGACAACCGGACAAGCACGCCCUCAAAAACGUGGGCAAGGUCGAAAAGUUUAUCGCCGAGGUGCUCAGAAAGGCCAUCGAGGAUGAGCUCGUCUUUCCGAAUUACUAUACCAUCGACCUCCCACCACCUUGA